This is a messenger RNA of Acanthoscelides obtectus, 920 nucleotides long. The record is from the annotation of a GenBank genome assembly. Lineage: Eukaryota; Metazoa; Arthropoda; Insecta; Coleoptera; Chrysomelidae.
AUGACUUUCAAGCAAGCUAUUCUGGUUAUUUCGUAAAGCGUUCUGAUUUUUCAAAAUAAGAUCUAAAUCGUUUUGAUCAAGGUUGCCAGAAAUAAAACGAAUUAUAUAACCUAAACCGUUUAUAAGUCCGCGUUUGAUUUUAUGGUGUGUUAAAGUUUCGAACUUGGAAUAACUGUCUUCGUAUAAAUUUUGAAACUGAUUAUCUAAGCUGGUGGGAAUUUUAUUAUGUAAUUCAAUUAGGUAAGAAAACAUUUGCAUGGUAUGUGAAAUAUCAGUGAGGUUAAUGCAUUACCUAAACGUAUCUGUUGUAUGGGUUGCAAAAGGUUGUCGUGUUCUUGGCACCGUCUCUUAGCUUCAUCUAUAUUUUUAGAGGGUGCAAUCAUUGCUGGGGCAAUUUCUGGAGGAUAAUUUAAUCGAGCAAAUUCUCGUAUUUCAUGAAGUUUGUUACAAAUUUCUGAAUGUAAAAUGCUAUAGUCUGGGGAAUGAAUAUCAAAAAGGUGACGAGUCAAAUUUUCUUCAGUUUGGUAAUCUUUAAAUCUAGUGGUUAAAAUAGCAGAAAGAUGUUCAAUACUAAUAGGAUUAGUUUGUUCUGUAAAUUCGGCAGGCUCACCUUGUAAUCUAGACUUAAUAAAUGUUAAAGCAUGUCCUUUAUAGGAAAUAGGUAAAGCGUUAUAAAAUUCUGUAGACUUUCUUAAAAAUGUAGAAAGAUUGUUUGAAUAGCCAUCAAAUAUAGGAAUUGACUCUUUUAGCAUGUUAAAAAUUAAUUAGGGAUUGUCAUGCUGAACGACAUUCUGUUGAUUUGAAGUAGCCAUUCUUAUAGGGGAUCCUUCUCUUUCGGUAGGCACAAAACGAUUAACAAAAGGCAUAAAAUAAAAUGUAUAAAAGAUGCAAGAUAAAAAUUCUAGCAGAAAUAGGUGAAA